AUGAAAUUCUUCAAGAGCUUGCUGUAUACGUGUGUGUUGUCGGCUGUGUCCGCCACAGACGAGCUUACGCCUGAUAAAGCAGAAGCCGACAUUCAGCAAGAUGGGUUGCGAAACGUGCUGUGGAACUUGAACAAGAUUGCCAACGACAAUGGCGGCAACCGCGCGUUUGGCACACCCGGCUACAAAGCUUCGCUGGAUUUUAUCCUCGAGCGUGCUGUCAGGCGCUUCGGCAAACACAUGGAUACCUACCUCCAGCCCUUCAAUCACUUGUUUCACCGCGUAAACCGCAUACAGCUCCAGGGCCCAGACGGCAAUGAUGUGUAUGUUGUGUCGCUAAUGUACAACCCGGCCACCCCUCUACCUGGAGGGCUUAGCGGGGAGCUGGUUAAUAUUCCUGUCGACGACGUCCGUGGAUCCGGUUGCUUUGAGGACCAGUGGGCGGGGAUUGAUGCCAGGGGUAAAAUAGCUCUGGUGAAGCGUGGGAUUUGCGCAUUUGCAGACAAGGCCAAGCUGGCCCAGGGCCACGGUGCUAUCGCCGUGGUUUUCUACAACAAUGCUCCUGGUAAGCAGUACGGCAGUGCCACGCUCGGCGCUGCAAACGUUGGCAAGCUCAUCCCCUCGGGUUUGGUGCCUCUUGAGGACGGCCAAGCAUGGAUGGGGCGUCUUUCACAGGGCGAGAAGCUAGCAGUCACACUCGUCGUGGAUACUACGUCCGAAACUCGGCCUUCUUGGAACAUCAUCUCCGAGACAAAGGAGGGGGACCCUAACAACGUGGUCAUGCUGGGUGCGCACCUGGACAGCGUCCUUGCUGGCCCGGGUAUCAAUGACGACGGAAGCGGUACCGCCGCUCUCGUGGAAAUCAUGGGUUCCUUUAAGAAGUACAAGGGCUUCAGGAACAAGGUCCGUUUUGCGUGGUGGGGAGCCGAAGAGAGUGGCCUGGUCGGUUCCCUACACUAUGGGUCGAAACUCACCGAGGCCGAAGCUGACAAGAUCCGAUUCUACUUUAAUUACGACAUGAUUGGCUCCCCAAAGCCGUCCUAUACCGUGUAUGCCGAUAACGACGCUCACCGUGUUGGCGCUUCUCCCUUGUUGGAUUAUCUCAAGGCGAAGGGUAAACCUGCUGAAACCAAGAAGUUCGGCACCUCGUCCGACUACGUCGCCUUUCUCAAGCUCGGAAUUCCUUCAUCUGGCCUCUUUACCGGAGCUGGUGCGCCAGCCGAUGCAUGCUACCAUCUAGCAUGCGACACCACCGACAACAUUGACUGGGAUGCCAUUACGGUCAACACCAGAGCCGCCGCCCGUGCUGCCGCCCAAUUUGCCUUGAGCCUGGACGGAGUUCCGCAGAGGAACAAGACGACUCUCAAUCCGGGAAGCAAAAGAGGCAUCUGGCGGACUUUUGACUCAUGGGCCGACACGGUUGAGAUUGCGGAAAAGAUGCACAAGUGCGGAUCGGGCGAGAGGACUACAUGA
Molecule: messenger RNA, 1470 nt
Organism: Ustilaginoidea virens
Lineage: Eukaryota; Fungi; Ascomycota; Sordariomycetes; Hypocreales; Clavicipitaceae
Exons: 4
Coding region: 1-1470 (489 amino acids)
Biological process (GO): proteolysis
Molecular function (GO): metalloexopeptidase activity
Source: RefSeq, a predicted model, not a curated record